This is a messenger RNA of Triticum urartu, 980 nucleotides long. The record is from RefSeq and is a predicted model, not a curated record. Lineage: Eukaryota; Viridiplantae; Streptophyta; Magnoliopsida; Poales; Poaceae.
UAUGGUUGGUCUUUUUGCGCAGAUGAAAGGAGGCGAUCAUGGCGGCGGGCGACGGCAAGGCGGGGGCGAGCGCGUACGCGAUCGCGAAGCGCGUCGGGGAGCGGCACGGCGAGGCGCUCCCGGGCAACUACCGCAAGGUGCUGGCCACGCAGCUCCGGGGCUUCGCCGCCAAGGGCCGGCUCGUCCGGGUCAAGGCCUCCUUCCGGCUCGCCCCCGCCGAGGAGAAGAAGGCCCUGCAGGCGGCGACGCCCAAGUCCAAGAAGAGGACGACCACGGCCAAGAAGACCGCGUCGAAGAAUGUGGCCCCGGCGCCGGCGCGCGCGAAGAGGGCGAAGAAGGCGGGGCCGCCGACGGCGAAGCCGAAGUCGAUCCGCGCCCGGAAGGCCAACAAGGCCAGCGCCUGAUGCCGCCACCGUGUCCCCUGUACAUAUCUCGGUAGUAGCAGUACGGAGUAGCGGCAUGUUCGAUCCAGCGCCCUGUUCUGUAAAUACCACCCGUGUGCGUGCGUUGCCGGCAAUAAUGGCGCGCUCGUGUGCCGGUGUUGAUGGACGCGAGGAAGGAGAAGAUGGUGAAUUUGGCUGUGGCCGCCAAUCUGUACGACUGAUGCUUGUACCACUCUGUCUCCGUGUUGUGAUCAUGCUCUGCUCCCUUCCCCUCUUCCGCCUUCGGUUGAUAUCAUGGCAAUGGAUAUCAAUGGAUGAAUGGAAGGAUCUUGUGGGGAGUUCUGGUCUUGGCAGGUGGUCAACCAGUUGAUGAUUCCUUAACAAUCGCCCAACAUCAGAGCAGCUCACGGAAAUAUUUGUAUAAUUUUGCUAAGGCAGAUGUGCCAUAAGUAUUACGCAUCUAAGUUCUAUGUUAUUGAUCUUACGUCGAGAUUCGUGUGGAUAUUUUUUUUUCUUUUUUCUUUUCCUCUUUAUGCUUAGAUUCACCCACUUAGACAUGCAAUAAUUAAAGUAUAUCUAGAUGUGUCCUAGACACAC